AUGAGCAAAGAGUGCAACAAGUUAGACCUCAAAGACUCUGCUACACCAUUCUUCGUCCAUAACAUUAGGUUCGAAGUCCCACUCCGUUUCAUCAUGUACACCGCCAAAUUUCCCGAAAGAGAAUCAUAUCGGAGUUUCUAUGGUAAAUCUCAAUGGAAAAUGCAUGUCAAAGCGUAUUUGGCCGACGAAAGGCUCAUCAGUGAAGUUAAAAGGAAUCUCAACGAAAAAGGACGGAAGGAUUUUGCUGAGAUUAUUAAAGGAGCGAUUAGAGAUUUCGCCAACGACGCCGGAACAGCGAGAUUGGCAAACCGAUUCCUGCGUUCAACCCGAUAA
This is a messenger RNA of Caenorhabditis remanei, 333 nucleotides long. RefSeq lists its product as uncharacterized. Bases 1 to 333 code for a protein of 110 amino acids. The transcript is spliced from 2 exons. Lineage: Eukaryota; Metazoa; Nematoda; Chromadorea; Rhabditida; Rhabditidae. The record is from RefSeq and is a predicted model, not a curated record.